AUGAUGUUCAAUACAUUGUUCACGUUGAUAGUGGGAUUGUUGCUUAAUGUAACUAAUGUCCUUGGCUAUAUUCCGGGCCAUGUUGGUAAUGCAAUUGAGUUAAAUUCGAAAGAUUAUGGUGCAUCAUGUUCGCCUAUCAAAUAUACGCCAAAUAGCAAAAUGCAGGCUUCAAUUGAGUUACACAUCGAACAGUUGGAAUCGGAUGAUAGAUCUACGUUGAAGGACUUGAAGAUUCCUGUGUUAUUAUUUCGUUAUACUGAUAUUUUAAAUUUCACUUCUAUCCCUCCGAUUGAGAAUUAUUUUUAUGAUUACUCUUAUGUUUUGAAUGAUGGAACGUUGGAAGAACAGAAAGAGUUUUUUAAAGAUGUGGUUGAUCUUAAGCAAAACAAAUUCAGGUUAAAUUUAGAUAAGAACUACAAGCUUCAUAAGGAUAGAAUUUACAAUGACUAUUUGACAACUGAUUCUAAAGACGAAAAACAUACGAAAGCUGUUUUACCAGUAUAUGAGUCAGGAAUAUAUUGUGCUUAUGUUGCUCCACCAAUAAAUUCUGGUAUCAAGAAAUUGUCGAUUCCAGUCAAUUAUCAGAAUUCAUAUGGUUAUUUGCCAUAUAUUCAAUAUACGUUUUAUACGCAGUAUAAGUAUAUAAUUGCUAUUGGUUUAUUAUUGGCAGCCUAUUUGUUCCAUUACAUUAUCAAAUUUAAAGUUGGAAAGGAUUUCAAAAAUAUGAAUUCUAUUUCAAUUAUUUCAAAGGCUGUGAUAUUCUAUUUAUUAGUCCCUGUUAUAUUACUCUCUUGUGGUGAUUGGUUUAUCGCCUUUAUUCAAAAUAACUACAUUUCAAGUGGAAGUCAUGCGGUCGUUUUUAAAUUUAUGAAGGUGACCAUGACUUGGAUAGAUUAUAAUUUUGGUAUUGUUUUCAGAUUCCUUAUUUUGCUUUUCGCUAUGGGUUAUGGUGUGAUUUAUUAUCAUAAUGAUACAAAUCAAAAUUAUAGGGAAAUGCCUGGAAGACUACUCAAUAAAGCGGUAAUUUUGUUAGUUACUAAUAUUUGCUUGUUUGGUGUGAGGGAAAGUUUUGAAUAUUUGGGAGGCAGUACCCAAUCCCCAAUAUAUGGAGAUGCAGGUUCGAAUGGAAUGCAAAUGAUUAAUCCUCAUUCCAAUUUUACUACCAUUUUCAUCAUUCGUCAACUCAUUAAUUUUGCGUGUGAAAUAUUUCCAUUGAUAUGGUUUGUAUUAUCGUUGGUUCACUACUUCAAAACGAAGAAGACAAUUGCAAAAUUUCCACCUGUAUCACCCGUAUCAGAGGGAUCUAUAGAUGCAAAUGAGAGGAUUGUAAAAUCAUUUAGACAAUCAAUUCUUAUUUUAUUCGUAUUGCCUGUUUUUCUCAUGUCCAUAUUUCUUGCAUUUAUUGUGUACCAUAUCAUCCAUUCAAAUGAAUAUUCUUUAGAUAUCCCUAAGACAGGUAGGGAGGAUCUUAUUGAACUGGUCUUAACAAUUAGAAUGUUAGAAAUUCAGACAUUUGAUAGAUCAACCAUAUUGCCUGCCCUUUGGAGUGCCGUUUUGAACGUUUACUUGACAAUCAUAUUGAUUUAUGCCAUUUGGAUCAGAAAUGAUAAUGAAUUAGUUAUGGAAGCGUACAAUAAUGAAAUAUCUGGGUCAAUGAACCUGGCAUAUGACAGUGAUUCUUAUGAGAAUACUGAUCAUUAA
Debaryomyces tyrocola is the source of this 1701-nucleotide messenger RNA. NCBI's taxonomy places the organism in Eukaryota, Fungi, Ascomycota, Pichiomycetes, Serinales, Debaryomycetaceae. The record is from the annotation of a GenBank genome assembly.